Marchantia polymorpha subsp. ruderalis is the source of this 1218-nucleotide messenger RNA. NCBI's taxonomy places the organism in Eukaryota, Viridiplantae, Streptophyta, Marchantiopsida, Marchantiales, Marchantiaceae. The record is from the annotation of a GenBank genome assembly.
GAUUUGCCUGCACCUCACAAACGCUGACACGCGUCCUUGUGCUUUCGUAUGCGCAACACGUGUCGUGUAAAGACUUCCUCCAACAUCCCAUAUUUUCACAGCCGUGCGAUACACUCAUAAAAAUCUCGGUUCCUGUCACGUGGCAUCCUGGAGCACUUAGUUGACCACUCAACCUUUAUCGCCUCCGACGUGUCUAUCUAUGCCACGCAAGCGUGCUCGGCGAGGCCACGAGGUACAGAAGGAGAAUCCGUUUUCCGUACUUACCUUUUGGAACCUCAGGCCUGCGAAAGCACUCGGUGCUCCAAUGCUGCGCGGAUGUCCAUGAUGAUUCCGCAAUGUUUCUUUACUCAUCUCAUCAAUCUUACCACGUUCCAAUGCAUCAACUGUGUCCAUGUGACACACAAAGUCUGUGUAUUUCGCGUCUAUCACAUGUGCAUGUGACCAGAAUGAACUCCCAAACAUUCAUAAACAGAUGCGUAAGUAUGCCCAUGAAUCUCUUGAACAUAAUUUCUUGGAAUAUAGAUAACCUACGCACUAAAGAAGUCAUAUAUAAUUUAUUGAAAAUGUUGUCCACCAGUUCAAACUCCUCUCAGACCUACGCGGAUGAUGGCGAGACCGCACAUGCUGUGUUUGAUCAAAUCUGGCCAGACACAGAUGCUUUUCCAUUAACACAGACUAUCCUUCGCUCCAUCUGCAAUUGGCCUUCCCCUUGGCAUUUAUGCCGAGUCUUCAUUCGGCAUCGUAAAGUUCAUCACUUUGCCAGGGUGGGCUGGAGAACCUGAGACGCGAAGACUAUGUUGAGAUCAGAUUCUCGUGUUUGGAUGUCAUCAAUAUUGUUUUUUCUCUCUCGCUAUUAACCAUUUUCUUUCCAUACGAAUCAGUCAAAGAUACAAAAGUUGAAUCCCUAUUUAUUACGAAUCUUGAGGUAAAGUUUCAAAAGUUGUGUGAAUCGGUGAUGUAUUGUUAAAGACAAAUCUACGGUACAAUCCUCCCUCGGCUUUUCACUAGAAGGAUCCCCCAGUAGGUCUGGAAAGUGUACGGUAAGCAAAGACGAGACUAGUGCUAGAUGACGAACGAAUCAAUGAAAUGUUUGCGCAUAUAAUGCUUGCUGCCAAAAUCGACCUUUUCAUGACCUCUGCCGUAUUCAUCACAAUGAUAGUGCAGUUCUAAAUAUCCGUAUGGAGAACAGACAAGGCGACCCAUACUCUAGACAUACAU